UAAGUUUGUCUAUUGUAACGUUGAAGUUCGGCGCGGAAAGAUAUUUUUUAUUGAGAAAACUGGUUAUUUAAAGUGUAAAGUUAUUUAAUCUUGAAAUAAGUGAAAUAUUCCAAACAAAUUAACUGAAUCAAUUUGAAACAAACAACGAAUCUGUUUACUAAUCUAAGUUAAAGUUGAAGUUAACACACAUUAAAAGAAUUUACUUUUGAUGAAAAUAUUGAUUUUUCAAUUUUCUUGCAUCAAUUAAAAGAAAAUUUUUAAGUUAUUAUAUAAAUUAAAGAUAAAGCGUCAAUAAGAUUUCAUAUAACUUAAAGAAUAAAAGUAAAGUUUUGUACUAAUUGCAUUUUUCUUUGAAGAGAACUAAAAGAACAAACACACAAAGAAAAAGUAAAAGAAAAAGAAAAGAUAUCUCGAAAGUUCUUAAGGAAGUGCAGAGCACAACCCACUCAAAUUGUCAGGAUAAGUACAAAUUGUGGUACACACAUAUAUACCAUAUAUUCAUCAUUAUUAGUUGAGAAAUAAGAAACAACGUCCACAUGCCACAGUCAGAGGGCGGUUAUAAUUUACUGGAUAAUGCCACUACAAAUGGCCAUGAUGCAGCCAUUUACCAGUCGACCACAGAGCCGACUGGACCACAAUCAGUAUUUGAGUCAGUGAAACGUUAUAUUGGCAUUUCAGGCGGCUCAAACGGUGCACAGGACACCGAUGAUUUGGUUACAGAUGGGCGUCAGGCAAUUAUCGUAGGAGCCAGAGACCGGGACAAAAUCGGUAAGACACUGAACACGAAGAUGCCAUCAGCACCAACACACACUGCCGAGGAGGCACGUCUACUUGGCACCAUGCCAGUUGAUCCAAUGGAUGAUAUAGAAUUGCGUUCAGUUCAGUUGCAAUUCCCAAAUGCACGUGGUUCAAUUAUUGACGCUUGUGAUCAGCGACGUAUACCAUCAGAUAAAGGGGAUAUACUUGUUGCUAUACAAGGCGAUACAUCGAAACCAGCUAUAGUAACUUAUCAUGAUUUAGGCUUAAAUUAUGCCACUAGUUUUGCGGGUUUCUUUAAUUAUCCAGUUAUGCGUGGUUUGUUAGAGAACUUUUGCGUUUAUCAUGUUACCGCUCCUGGACAAGAAGAAGGUGCACCAACUUUACCCGAAGAUUAUGUUUACCCUACAAUGGAUGAAUUGGCAUCACAGCUACUAUUUGUGUUGUCACACUUUGGACUGAAGUCUGUUAUUGGACUUGGUGUUGGUGCUGGUGCUAAUAUAUUGGCUCGCUUUGCAUUGGCUCAUCCAGAUAAAAUUGGGGCACUAUGCCUUAUUAAUUGUGUAUCAACACAGUCUGGCUGGAUAGAGUGGGGUUACCAAAGUUUUAAUGCGCGUUUCUUGCGUACCAAAGGCAUGACACAAGGAGUUAUAGACUAUUUAAUGUGGCACCAUUUUGGUCGUAAUCCCGAAGAACGUAAUCAUGAUUUGGUACAAAUGUAUAAACAACAUUUUGAACGUGGUGUGAAUCCAACCAAUUUAGCCAUGUUUAUUAAUUCUUAUAUACAUCGAAAUGAUUUAAAUAUUGCACGUACACCACCUGGUACUCCAGGAACACAACCAUCAACAGCAACACUUAAAAUGCCAGUUAUUAAUAUAACAGGUGCUUUAUCGCCACAUGUUGAUGAUACGGUUACUCUAAAUGGACGACUUGAUCCUACAAACUCUUCCUGGAUGAAGAUAUCUGAUUGUGCAAUGGUUUUAGAGGAACAACCAGAUAAAUUAGCCGAGGCCUUCCGUCUUUUCCUGCAGGGUGAAGGCUACGCUGUUGGUUCACUACAAAAGUUGGGACGCAAAUUUUCAACAGCAAGCCAGAGCAGCUCCAAUCACAUUGAGUUGAGAGUACAAUGAAUCAUUUAAAUGGGCUGCAGCUCCACCUUAAAUUAUAAAUCGCUUAGCUUUAAACGCAUUUUUGCAAUAAUUGAUUUAUUAUAUGAUAUAUUCUUUUUUAUUAUUAUUAUUUUUUUGUUUUACCAAAACAUAAUCAUAAUGUUGUUGUAAUUUAUAUGUAUUAAAUUAUUUAAGCAUUAUUAUUGUAUUUUUACAUUGACUGUAAAAAAUAAUUGCAUAUAUUUUAUACAUAUAUACACAGUUUUCAUACGUACAUUUAUUAAAAUUAAAAAUUGUGCAUAAAAAUUGCAACAAUUUGCAUCGCACUCAGUUCAUUCAUUAAACUAUUUUACGUUCUUGUAUGGAGUAUGAAUGGCUUUAUUGAAAAAAAAACAAAAAAAAUUAAUUUUAAAUAUUGAGAUUUUGGCUUUAUUAAAAUUAAAAAAAGAAAUAUAUGUUAGACUUUCUACAAUUUGAAAUAUUUAAUUUUAGGUAUUAUUAUUAAUUGUUAUUUGUAUACAAAAUAUCUUACAAAUUUUAUAUAAAAUCGAUCAAAUAAAUAUUGAGGAGAUAUUGUUUGUAUGUAAGUUAUUUCACAGAGUUAUGCAUUUUAAGCUGUUCUUUAACACAUACUAAGAAUUGAGUUAUAAUGAAAUUAUAUAAUUAAUAAAAACAAUCAUAAAUUUACAAAAAAUGAA
Teleopsis dalmanni is the source of this 2563-nucleotide messenger RNA. Its product is annotated as protein NDRG3-like. The record is from RefSeq and is a predicted model, not a curated record. Gene Ontology annotation, biological process: signal transduction. Bases 537 to 1886 code for a protein of 449 amino acids. Gene Ontology annotation, cellular component: cytoplasm. The transcript is spliced from 8 exons. Lineage: Eukaryota; Metazoa; Arthropoda; Insecta; Diptera; Diopsidae.